UCCGAGCGCGGCGGCGGGUCCCUGCUGCGUGACGGCCGGCCGGAUGCGAUCGGAAGAGAAAGGCUCGCUCGGAUUCGGUUUCUUUGAACGACUCCCGCCGUGUUUCGCCGCGGGGGGACCGCGGACCGGACGGGGGCGUCGCGCGAGGUGAGGGUGCCCGUGGCGGACGUGGCGCCGGCGCGCGUCGUGCGGAGCCGCUCGGAGACCACCAUGGGGGUCCUGGGCUGGACCGCGCUCCUGUGGGCCGUGAUGGCGGCGCCGCUGGGGGCCCACGACAACGACACGGAGCCCGUCGUGCUGGAGGGCAAGUGUCUGGUGGUGUGCGACUCCAACCCGGCCGCCGACUGGAGGGCGUCCAACUCGCCGCUCGGCAUCUCCGUGCGCGCCGCCAACUCCAAGGUGGCCUUCUCGGCCGUGCGGAGCAACAACCACGAACCCUCCGAGAUGAGCAACAAGACCAGGAUCAUCUACUUCGAUCAGGUUCUGGUAAACAUCGGAAACUUCUUCACGUUGGAGUCGGUGUUUUUGUCCCCGAGGAAGGGAGUGUACAGUUUUAACUUCCACGUCAUCAAAGUGUACCAGAGUCAAACCAUACAGGUGAACCUGAUGCUGAACGGGCGGCCGGUCAUCUCGGCCUUCGCGGGGGACAAGGACGUGACCCGCGAGGCGGCCACCAACGGGGUCCUGCUGUACCUGGAAAAGGAGGACAAAGUCUACCUGAAGCUGGAGAAGGGCAACCUGGUGGGCGGGUGGCAGUAUUCCACCUUCUCCGGCUUCCUCGUCUUUCCGCUGUAGGAGGAAAGACGAGGACAGGAAGGAGGAGGAGGGGACACCAGAGAUCAUCUCUGACAUGUCGGCGCUGUUCCGCCAAAACAACAUGGCUGCCACCGCUUCGCCAAAGCGGGACGCACAAAAGCCUUUUCUUUUGGAGGACGUCCGGCCAGCAUGUUGUCACGGCAACCGCCAUUCAGCUACGUUUCAUCAACGUGGACUAUCGGCGGACGUCACGGUUCUACGCUCCUUUCUGUACCGCCCCCCCCCCCCCCCCCUCCCCGGCCCCCCAACAAUAGAUCCAUACGGCCUGGCGUCCGGAUGGAAUGGCGUUGAGAAGACGCACUGAAAGACGCUGUGAUGUGUGGUAUUCUCCACUGGCCACUAGGUGUCACUAAGGUCACAUUAGCCACAGUCCUGGUGGGGGGGCGGGGGGGCACAGCCUUUCCUCCACGCUCAUUUGUUGUAAAUAUGCUAAGAAGUCAUACGCAUGUCAUCUCAGCUUGGUCACAAAAGGCCCAUUAUUAAUAAUACAAUUAUGAUUAUAUUAUAAUGAUGCACUUUGCUGUCCCUAUUUUUAGCAUCCUAAUAUUUCAACUUUCUUCGGAAAUCAUCUUUGGGACUUUUCUUCUCCGAAUACUUUGACUCUUAAAAAGUCAGGGUUAGCUAGAAUACAAAAAUGAAGAAAUCAUAAAAUUAUGACAAAGAAAUGAAGAAAGAAAGACAAACCAAAUAAAGUUAUGAUUUUUGAAAAAGAGCCGAGUUGGCAGGACAAGACCAGCCCUCGGGUCCUCGCAUGAUUUUAUAGAAAUAUGGAAAAAUAGGCUGCUAACCUUUUUCCGUUCUUCAGUAAUCAGCUGUAGAACAUAGGAAAGUUUCAAGAAAAUAUCGGUUCCUGACUAAAAAAAAAGGAGAAAAUAUGUAUUUGUAUAUGUAUGUACUUUGACACAAAUGUACUAUUCUAUACCAUAACAUCAUUUAAAAAUGUAACACCAAGAACUAUUUCCAUGCGUGUACAAGUGUGUACUAGCGUGUACAAGCGUGUACUAGCGUGUACUAGCCUUACAACUAGCCCCCUCCACGCGUCCACCCCCUCCCCGUCCAGCUCCUAUAAAUGCACUCCUGCCACCUGGUGGCCAUUUUUAUGGCUUAAAAUGACCCUGAAGCAAAUGCAUUAGCGGGGAGUUGCACCAUCACCUCUUUUAGCCGCACACAUAUAUGUAAAUAUUUGGUAUAUGGUAUUGAGUGAGUUAAUAAUACUAUGCUUUCUCACUGAUAUGACAAAGCUUAAAAGCAUGUUUGACUUGAAAUAUAUGAUAUAAAUAUACACGCUAAGAUCAUACAUGGAGGGAAUACGGCGCCGGCAGGAUGACAAUAUGGCCACCAUCGGCUGGAGGAGAGGAUGCUGUCCAUGCUUCCUUUCCUUGCAUCCUUGGGACAUUUGCCCUCGACACGCGACGGCGGCGUUCCAAAGGCCAAAGGUCAUCAAGCCACGAGACAAAGCUUGUCUAUUCAUGGAAGAGUUAUGUAUCGUUACGUAAGACCACGCCCGGUAUGAGGAGAGCUGCACUACUUGAUGGCCACCAGCGGAGGCGCUGUUAUGAUGUUAUGUUAUGUUAUGAUAUCUUGGCCCACGUGGGUUGGUUCUGGUUUGACUCCCGUGUUCCAGCUCGCCACGCAUCCGUAGACCAGUUCCAACGGGUCCGUCUGAAGACCAGUCGGAAGAAAACUCAACAAGUUUAGUCUUUAAAAUGACUGCUAGAUGCUUUUUAUUUAUUUUAGUUUACGUGUUAAAUUCUAAAUUUAGAAUGUACCACACUUCCCCCCCCGGGAAAAAGGAAUAUUUAACAUCACCAAAGUGCCGAAGGGUAAAAUAACCGAAACGGCAGCCACGUUUUCUUGGACUUCCUGUUUGGAUGGCAUGUGUAUCCUGUUUAGGAGCCGAACCAGUUAGACUUUAUCCUAGGAUGACGGACUCUGGGGGGGGGGGAUAGACGGAUAGACGUGAAAGGCCCUAAAGUACUGCAGUACUGAAGUACUCCUAAGUACUGCAGCUACUCAGCAUCUCGUUCCACACCUAAUUUGCAUGCUAUCUGGGGACUGCUAUGAUAUGCUGUGAUGAGCUGGGGUGGGAGGGAUGGAAUUUCUGGUAUGUUAAUAUUCCAAAGAAGCUGAUUCCAAGCAUCAUCAUUUCAUGUGUGAAUAUUCCUUGGUGUUCCCUGGAUGUGAUGUAAUAAUAAAUGCAAACGGAGUCUUGAAUGCUGAACGUAUCAUGGCUGUGUUUGUUUCCAUG
Messenger RNA from Doryrhamphus excisus (bluestripe pipefish), 3064 nucleotides. It is a transcript of the gene cbln4, whose product is annotated as cerebellin 4 precursor. Gene Ontology annotation, cellular component: synapse. Gene Ontology annotation, molecular function: protein binding. Lineage: Eukaryota; Metazoa; Chordata; Actinopteri; Syngnathiformes; Syngnathidae. The record is from RefSeq and is a predicted model, not a curated record.